This is a messenger RNA of Punica granatum (pomegranate), 944 nucleotides long. The record is from RefSeq and is a predicted model, not a curated record. Lineage: Eukaryota; Viridiplantae; Streptophyta; Magnoliopsida; Myrtales; Lythraceae.
UGAAUUUUCUACGCGGUGAAAUUGGUUGGCCCACUUCGCCGGAGACCUUAUUUAAGGAAAGAAUCGGAGACUGGAAUCUUUACCACUGCCUCGAUUGGACUCCGAUUCUUCUUCAGUCAAAUUCUCUUCAAGCUACGAAUCCCCACCAUGGCCGAAGCCGCCGCCAACAGCCCAAGCUCGCCGCAGCGCCUCCAGCGCAUGACCGACCCUGAGCUCGAGAAGGUCUUCGCCCAGUUCGACGCCGACGGCGACGGCAAGAUCUCCCUGUCUGAGCUCUCCCAGGUCCUCUCCGCCCUAGGCUCCAAGUCCUCCUCCGCCGACCUCCGGCUCGCCAUGGAGGAGAUCGACUCCGACAGGGACGGGUUCAUCAGCCUCUCCGAGUUCGCCGCCCUGUGCCGCUCCAGCUCCUCCUCCUCCUCCUCGUCCUCCACCAAUGAGGCGGAUCUCCGCGACGCAUUUUGCCUGUACGAUCAGGACAGGAACGGGCUGAUCUCGGUGUCGGAGCUCCACAAGGUCAUGACCCGGCUCAACAUGAAGUGCAGCCUGGAGGACUGCGAGAGGAUGGUGAAGUCGGUGGACUCCGACGGGGACGGGAACGUGAACUUCGAGGAGUUCAAGAAGAUGAUGACAGCCACCAUUAACAAGUGAACUACCCCGUCCGUUGGCCGUUGUUGAGAAGAGGAAAGAUGAUUAGAGGUGGCGGGCCUACUUCAAGUUAGCGUGUGAUAAGGACUACGUUGAUAAAUAAUAAUAAGUACUGUGCUCUUUCUGCGAACUUCUUUUAGUUUGUACUUAACUGGGUUGGGUUCUGUAAGCGAAUGGGCCUGCGAUGGACCCAUGAGGGUCCAUCCAUAUCCUACUUUGCUCCUUUGUGUUAAUAUUUUAGAUUAUGAAUGCCCAUUUCAUGGUAAAUAAAACUCUUAUUAGAUCCUUAAUCGGUUAAA